AUGGCCUUCAACAAAGCUGCUCCGCAUGGUGCUGGCCCGUCCGAUGAGUAUAGUCGAUCGUUCACUUCAAGCUCUCCAAUUGCUCGGAAUGCCAUUGCUCGCGAUCUCGCUUACUAUGACGAGGAUGACGGAGCUGACAUCGACGACGAUGGCGCUCCGCUCGUGCGCGCAACCAGUGAUGUCCUUGGUACGACGCCGCACUCUUUAGCAGGCUCUUAUCGUCGGCCUGGAUUCUACACAGCUGGACCACGCGGAACGGUUGUUCCGCAUGAUUCAGAACCAGAACAGUAUCUAUCGAAGCGGGAAUUGGAGCGCGCCUAUUCAGAAGAGAGGGACUUGUUGAGUGAUAGCAACGUUCUUGGUAUACGCCAGUCAGGAAGCGGUUCCGUGAGUACCUUGACGAAUCAACUCAGCUCUAGCCUAUUGCACAGGGCGCAAUCUAGAGAGGCGCAUGAGGAGAGUCAACCGCCAACUGAGACAGAGCCAACUGAGACUUCGACUUUAUUAGGAAACCAGGGGCGUCUUGAUGAAAAUGCAAUCGACAGAAAAUGGGAGGAGGCGGUCACGGCUGGCCUUAUUCAAUCAAGCUGGAAACGAGAAGCUCAAGUUAUUGGAACAUAUUCACUACCGCUUAUGGUCACUUUCUUGCUCCAGUAUUCCUUGACCGUAGCUAGUAUCUUCACAGUCGGCCACCUGGGAACGAUAGAGCUGGGAGCCGUCAGUCUGGCUAGUAUGAGCGUCACCAUAACCGGGUGGGCUGUUUACCAAGGCCUUGCCACCAGUCUCGACACACUCUGCGCCCAAGCGUAUGGGUCGGGGAAAAAGAAGCUUGUUGGACUACAAAUGCAGCGAAUGGUUUUCUUCCUGUGGGUAGUCACGAUUCCAAUUGGGCUGUUAUGGUUCUUUGCCGACAAAAUCCUUGUCGCUAUCAUCCCGGAAAAGGAGGUCGCUCUUCUUGCCGCUCAAUACCUGAAAAUCUUGAUCCUAGGAGCUCCCGGGUAUGCCUGCUUUGAAAGUGGCAAGCGGUUUGUCCAGGCACAGGGAAUUUUCACAGCAUCCCUGUAUGUCCUUCUGUUCUGUGCACCGCUUAACGCUUUCAUGAACUGGUACUUUGUCUGGAAGCUCAAUUUGGGCUUUAUAGGUGCUCCUAUCGCUGUAGCGAUCACCGAAAAUCUUCUCCCAAUAUGCCUCUUCCUUUAUGUAUACUUUAUCGAUGGUCUUGAGUGUUGGAAUGGGUUUACGUGGCGGGCCUUUGAGAAUUGGGGCCCUAUGAUACGGCUUGCCUUGCCGGGCUUUAUCAUGGUCGAGGCUGAAUGCCUUGCAUUUGAAAUACUGACUCUGACUUCAUCCUACUUGGGCACCGAAGCGCUCGCAGCCCAGUCCAUUCUCAGCACGAUCAGCAGCAUUACCUUUCAAAUCCCCUUCCCUCUGUCGAUUGCGGGCAGCACCCGCGUCGCCAACCUCAUCGGCGCAACCCUCGUCGAUGCUGCUCGGACAGCCGCAAAGGUCAACCUGAGCGGCGCCGUGAUCGUGGGGGUUCUGAACAUGAUCCUGCUCUCGUGCCUAAGAUAUUCACUCGCAGGUUUGUUCACAUCAGAUGAACAAGUCAUUGGUAUGGUCGCAGCUGUCUUGCCUCUCUGUGCCGCUUUCCAGCUAUUCGAUGCAUUGGCAGCGAGCUGUAACGGCAUUCUUCGGGGCAUCGGUCGUCAAGAAAUCGGCGGGUAUGUCCAAGUUUUCUGUUAUUAUGUCGUUGCAAUGCCAAUCAGCAUGGGAACGACGUUUGGACUCGGAUGGGGCCUUUGGGGUCUGUGGACUGGUGUUGCCAUUGCCUUGGGUUUGGUGUUUUUCAUUGAGGUGGUGUUUUUGAGUAGAACGAGUUGGGAAAAGAGUGUUGAGGACGCCAAGAGCCGAAAUGAUGUUGCAUGA
Molecule: messenger RNA, 1926 nt
Organism: Talaromyces rugulosus
Lineage: Eukaryota; Fungi; Ascomycota; Eurotiomycetes; Eurotiales; Trichocomaceae
Exons: 1
Coding region: 1-1926 (641 amino acids)
Biological process (GO): xenobiotic detoxification by transmembrane export across the plasma membrane
Cellular component (GO): membrane
Molecular function (GO): antiporter activity; xenobiotic transmembrane transporter activity
Source: RefSeq, a predicted model, not a curated record